AUGGACUUCUUUCAGGAAUUGGAGUACGCAUGGUUGCCAUACCUGGAGGAAUACUACGAAACGCUGACUCCAGAGAUGCGGAGUUUGGAUUGGCGCCAAGAGGACCUUUGGCGAUUGCACCCUCAACAACGGCGUGAAUGCUAUCGGCAAUGGCUACUGGAGGCGCAUGAAGAAGCCAGAGGAAUUCUGCCAGAGCUGGCACAUUUGCUGGAGAGGAAUGCCGAAAGCAGGGCAGUUUUGCUCUCAGAUGUCCAAUUCAUGCUUUGCUACCGCACUGAUGCCUUAAUCCACAAGGCUCUGGAUCGCGAUCGCAAGCUGGCAGUUCUCCGCGAGAUGCAGGCUAGUCUCAUCCAGUCGUAA
Durusdinium trenchii is the source of this 360-nucleotide messenger RNA. The record is from the annotation of a GenBank genome assembly. NCBI's taxonomy places the organism in Eukaryota, Dinophyceae, Suessiales, Symbiodiniaceae.